UUUCCGCUUUCGUCGAAUCGUUGCUUGUGCGAUCCUGUGUACUUGCUCACGUCCGUGAGUCUGUCCACCGUGGAGGCCGCUUUUCCUGUCUAAAAAUUAAAUAAUAAAGAACAGUAACUAUUGAGUACCAUACUUUGAUGCAACAGGAUGGCGGUACCAACUAUUACAUUGAAUAAUGGAUAUAAAAUUCCUGUACUAGGACUUGGUACUUGGCAAUCUGCAGAUAAUCCAGGUGUCGUCGAACAAGCUGUACGAGAUGCUGUCGAUGCUGGAUACCGACAUUUUGAUUGUGCUUACAUUUAUAGAAAUGAAAAAGAAGUAGGCAAAGCUCUACGUGAUAAAAUUGCAGAAGGUGUAGUAAAAAGAGAAGAUCUAUUUAUCACAACAAAGCUAUGGAAUACAACACAUAGAAAAGAACAAGUAGUACCCGCAUGUAAGACAUCGCUUAAAAAUUUUGGAUUCGAUUAUGUUGAUCUUUAUCUUAUCCAUUGGCCCAUGUCUUAUAAUGAAGUAAAGGAAAAAGAUGGUUUUUGGUCCAAAACUAAAGAUCCUCUGUAUGAGAAUGUGGAUUAUUGUGACACAUGGCAAGGAAUGGAAGAAUGUGUAAAAUUGGGAUUAACGAAAAGCAUAGGCCUUAGUAAUUUUAAUUCCCAGCAAAUCGAUCGUAUUUUAUCAAUUGCCCAAAUCAAACCUGUAAUGAAUCAAAUAGAAUGCCAUCCAAAUUUAAAUCAAAAAAAGCUUCGAGAUUUUUGCAAACAACGUGAUAUAGUUAUUACUGCUUACAGUCCACUUGGUUCCCCUAAACGUAGUUGGGCGAAACCUACUGAUCCACAAGUAGCAAUUGAAGCACCAGAAAUUCUCGAGAUUAGCAAAAAAUAUGAAAAAACGCCAGCACAAGUUGUUUUACGAUAUUUGAUCGAUAUUGGUACUGUUCCUAUUCCGAAAUCUAGUUCAAAAGAGCGUAUUAAACAAAAUAUCGACAUUUUUGAUUUCAAACUAUUGCCACAAGAAAUUGCAACUAUUGAUAAACUUGACUGUGGACUUCGUAUUUGUCCUGCUAAAGAAUGUGCAGAUCACAAGGAUUAUCCGUUUAAUAUAGAAUUUUAAAAAAUUUAUCAAAAACAAUUUUCUUUUUUUGCAUUUUUCGAACUAUACAAAUAUUAUUCAU
This is a messenger RNA of Apis dorsata (giant honeybee), 1168 nucleotides long. RefSeq names its product aldo-keto reductase family 1 member B1-like. The transcript has 7 exons. Gene Ontology annotation, cellular component: cytosol. The coding region runs from base 148 to 1107 and encodes 319 amino acids. Gene Ontology annotation, molecular function: aldose reductase (NADPH) activity. Lineage: Eukaryota; Metazoa; Arthropoda; Insecta; Hymenoptera; Apidae. The record is from RefSeq and is a predicted model, not a curated record.